This is a messenger RNA of Lactuca sativa (garden lettuce), 522 nucleotides long. RefSeq names its product transcription factor Pur-alpha 1-like. Gene Ontology annotation, cellular component: nucleus. Lineage: Eukaryota; Viridiplantae; Streptophyta; Magnoliopsida; Asterales; Asteraceae. Gene Ontology annotation, biological process: regulation of transcription by RNA polymerase II. Gene Ontology annotation, molecular function: DNA-binding transcription factor activity, RNA polymerase II-specific; RNA polymerase II transcription regulatory region sequence-specific DNA binding; purine-rich negative regulatory element binding. The record is from RefSeq and is a predicted model, not a curated record.
AUGGAGUUUAACUCGGGCGACAACGAAGGUGCACGAAGCGGUGGGAAUGACGUGGAGCUGUUGUCUAAGACGUUACAGGUGGAACAUCAGCUGUUUUACUUUGAUCUCAAGGAGAAUCCAUGUGGUGGUUACCUGAAGAUUUUGGAGAAGACAUCGUUGACAAGGUCCACUAUAAGCGUACCUUUUAAUGGAAUCUCUUGGUUCUUUGAUAUCCUCAACUACUACGUCACUUCUGAUGACCAAGAUAUUUCUAGCAAGGAACUUCAGCUUGAUAGCAAGGGUUCUUUCUUCAGGUGUUUUACUUUGACAAUGGGGAAAACAGGAGGGGUCGGCUUCUUAAGGAAUCACUUGUGUGUACUUGUAUUGCAAUUGAAUAUACCUAAAGAGAAUGCAAUAAUGUUUGUUCAUAUUGCUAAUCUUCACCAGGGAUGUGAGGUUUGGAGUAAAGUAGCUGCAGUUGAACAAAUUCAAGAGACCCCUCUUGGGAUCAAGUCGACUUCUUGUGAGAAGCUUUUUUUUUAA